Molecule: messenger RNA, 1605 nt
Organism: Nothobranchius furzeri (turquoise killifish)
Lineage: Eukaryota; Metazoa; Chordata; Actinopteri; Cyprinodontiformes; Nothobranchiidae
Gene: pou4f4
Product: POU class 4 homeobox 4
Biological process (GO): regulation of transcription by RNA polymerase II
Molecular function (GO): DNA-binding transcription factor activity, RNA polymerase II-specific; RNA polymerase II cis-regulatory region sequence-specific DNA binding
Source: RefSeq, a predicted model, not a curated record
CGUCUUCAUUAUAGGAGUCAUUAGGAGGCCGAAAGGAGGCAGGAGGUCCGCAGUAGUCCUGGAAUUACUCCUCCUCUUCUUCUUUUUUUUUUACUCCUGAUCAACAGCCAACUUGCCAGACUCCGAUCGAGAGACUUUUUUUGUCCGAACCGUCUGCGCUGAGCAGGUCCGAGUCGUUUUGUUUUGCUCCUGGAGAAAAACCAGCAAAACGGACCCGAACGAAGAGUACGGACAGAGACCCUCCCUCACGUCUGCAAUCAUGAUGUCGAUGAACAGCAAGCAGCCUUUCAGUAUGCACCCCAUCCUGCACGAGCCCAAAUACACGCCUCUGCACUCCAGCUCGGAGGCCAUCCGCAGGGCCUGCCUGCCCACCCCGUCGCUUCAGGGGAACAUCUUCGCGGGUUUUGAUGAGACUCUGCUGCAGAGGGCCGAAGCUCUUGCCGCUGUGGACAUUGUGGCCCAAAAGAGUCACCCGUUCAAGCCGGACGCGACCUACCACACCAUGACCACGAUGACCAGCAUGACCUGCACCCCGACCUCUUCUUCCGCGCACCUGCACCACCCGUCGGUACUCACCUCCCACCACCACCCUGCGCACCACCAGCCGGCCCAGGGCCUGGACGGGGACCUCCUGGACCACCUCACGCCGGGGAUUUCCCUGGGAGGCAUGCCCGGCUCCGACGUCUGCUCCACGGCGUCGCACACGGCUCACGCCCACAUGUCGGCCAUCAACCACAUGCAGCACCACCACCACCCGCAGUCCAUGAACAUGCACCCGCACGGGCUGGGCUCACAUGGGUCUCUGGGGAGCGCCGGAGGCGAUGCGGAGCCGGACCCGCGGGAGCUGGAGUCCUUCGCUGAAAGGUUCAAACAAAGACGGAUCAAGCUUGGUGUGACCCAGGCUGAUGUCGGAGCGGCCCUGGCCAACCUCAAGAUCCCCGGGGUGGGGUGUCUGAGCCAGAGCACCAUCUGCAGGUUCGAGUCCCUCACGCUGUCUCACAACAACAUGGUGGCCUUAAAGCCCAUCCUGGAGGCCUGGCUGGAAGAGGCGGAGCGCGCGCAGAGGGAAAAGAUGUCCAAGCCGGAGAUCUUCAACGGCGGGGACAAAAAGCGGAAACGCACUUCCAUCGCCGCCCCGGAGAAGCGCUCCCUGGAGGCUUACUUCGCCGUGCAGCCGCGGCCCUCGUCGGAGAAGAUCGCAGCCAUCGCGGAGAAGCUGGACCUGAAAAAGAACGUGGUCCGAGUUUGGUUCUGCAACCAGCGGCAAAAACAGAAACGGAUGAAGUUUUCUGCGACGCACUAAAAUCAAAUCAAACAAACACGAGGUUGCUGCAGCAAACCCGUGGGUCUCUGUCCCGGUUUCCACAAAGGACAAAUCAGAGACGAGCUGCUAUGAGAGACAAACUGUCAGGAAAGAAUCAAGGUACCCGGCAGCGCCAGAUCCAAACGGACGGGUCUGACGCACAGCCAGGCCGCGCGCACUCACAAACACCCAAACCUGGUUCCUCACUCAGUGUUAAACGGGACACGUGUUUUAUUUUAUCCUUCACAUACAAUGACUUUAAUUAGAAGUCUGUGGUUAAAAAAAGGCUGAUUAAGAUGCCC